Amphibalanus amphitrite is the source of this 690-nucleotide messenger RNA. RefSeq names its product nuclear hormone receptor family member nhr-23-like. The annotation marks the transcript as partial. The record is from RefSeq and is a predicted model, not a curated record. Gene Ontology annotation, biological process: cell differentiation; positive regulation of transcription by RNA polymerase II; negative regulation of transcription by RNA polymerase II. The transcript is spliced from 2 exons. Gene Ontology annotation, molecular function: RNA polymerase II cis-regulatory region sequence-specific DNA binding; nuclear receptor activity; zinc ion binding. Lineage: Eukaryota; Metazoa; Arthropoda; Thecostraca; Balanomorpha; Balanidae.
GCUGUAGGUCGGCCGGUGGCGCGCGCGGGCCCAGUGCCGCUGUCGGGUGCGCCAGUGCAGUGCCGGUGCUCGUGCGGCCCUCACACCACUCCAGGGGACACACCAGCGCCGUGCCGCGUCUCCGCGACCCCCGGCAGCUGCCCAGUGAGCCCGGCCGCGGCUGCGUGUCCGCGAUUGGUCGCUGCGAACAGUGUGUGACGUCAUGUUGCCCCAAGGUCACCAAUGGGGCUGGGCGGACCCGACUGCGUGGUCGGCGGCGGCGGCGGCGGCGGCAGUGCAGCGCGGUAUCGGUGACGCCGGAGGUGUGAGGUGCGGGCCGUUCGCCGCCGGUAGACAGCCACUCAGGGGCAGACGGCUCGGAGCGGGACGGGACCGACCCGGUCACAUGGCCAAGAGGGGCCCGAUGUAUCCCGGAUUAAAUCAGGCCGACUUUCCAUCGAUGCUGGAUGAGCGCAUGUACGCCCAGCUCCUACCGCCUGGACCUUCCGUCGAGCACGGCGGCGUGGUCAAAAUCUGCGGCGUCUGCUCCGAUCGCGCCAAGAGUCUGCAUUUUGGCGGCAUGGCCUGCGACUCCUGCAAGGCGUUCUUCCGGCGCAGCGUACAGAACGAGGCGUACAAGCACUUCAGGUGUUCGUACGAGGGCAGGUGUUCGAUCACCAUCACAUCGAGAAAGUGCUGCCAGUACUGCAG